Molecule: messenger RNA, 7167 nt
Organism: Salvelinus fontinalis (brook trout)
Lineage: Eukaryota; Metazoa; Chordata; Actinopteri; Salmoniformes; Salmonidae
Exons: 10
Coding region: 775-2691 (638 amino acids)
Source: RefSeq, a predicted model, not a curated record
UUAACCCGUAAUAAGGCUAGGGUGGCUGAGUGUAAAUACAUGGCUCUGAGUGUAAGCACCUUUUCACUAGAAACGUUAUUGUGUUCAAAUUACCGUCAGUGCGAAAUAGCUAGAAACCUUUCGUAUUUCCACUUGGCUGCACCUACUGUUACGAUAACGAUAAAUCAAGUGCAAUACCUGCGUCGACCUGUGUCGAGCAGCAAAACACCGGAAAGCUUCUAGCCUACCGGAAAGUUACAAGAAGAACAAGAAUAGUUACCUCAUCCGGUCAUGUCACACUUGUUGUUAAUAGAUUUUUCUCCCACACCAGAUGUCUGGACCCUGGACAGAUAACAGAAGAAGGAGAGAGGGACCCUAGGAGGUACGUAAAGGAGUUGAUGAAAUCCUGUUAAGACAGACAAUCAGGUGAGAGGUCCUAACUAGUCAAUGAUCUAAAUUUAUCAAAACUUGUAGACACUGUAGCCUUUAAGGACUGGAGUUGCACACAUGCCAUAGAACAACAUGAACAAGGAAGUGACAGACUAAUAGUGCAUUGUUGGUAAAUGGUGACGACUGACUGAUCUGCAAGUAAUAAAUAUGUAUUUGUUAUGCAAAGUGAUUUGUAGAUCAGUCAGUCUGUGUGGAGGAGGAUGAAGACCUUUAGUGACGUGCAGGACAUAGUAAAACACACACGCUAGCAAUGACAUGCAGCUUUUCUCAUAGACGGGGGAGGUUACUAUGUGAAGGAAUGUGUUAGGAUUGGAAGUUUUCUCUUUAUGUUUCUUAUGAGAUGGUAUGGGCUCUGAGGACCCCCAAGACCAACUGGAUGAGGCUAUUAAAAUGGCAGAACGCCUUGCUGAGGAGCUCAACCGAGAGAAGGACCCACAAGCCCAACUGGACGAGGCCAUUAAUGAGGAAAAAAGACUGGCUGAGGAGCUCAACCCAGAGAAGGACCCACAAGCCCAACUGGAGGAGGCCAUUAAAGAGGCAAAAAGACUGGCUGAGGAGCUCAACCCAGAGAAGGACCCACAAGCCCAACUGGACGAGGCCAUUAAAGAGGCAAAAAGACUGACUGAGGAGCUCAACCGAGAGAAGGACCCACAAGCCCAACUGGACGAGGCCAUUAAUGAGGAAAAAAGACUGGCUGAGGAGCUCAACCCAGAGAAGGACCCACAAGCCCAACUGGAGGAGGCCAUUAAAGAGGCAAAAAGACUGGCUGAGGAGCUCAACCCAGAGAAGGACCCACAAGCCCAACUGGACGAGGCCAUUAAAGAGGCAAAAAGACUGACUGAGGAGCUCAACCGAGAGAAGGACCCACAAGCCCAACUGGACGAGGCCAUUAAAGAGGCAAAAAGACUGGCUGAGAAGCUCAACCGAGAGAAGGACCCACAAGCCCAACUGGACGAGGCAAAAAGGCUGGCUGAGGAGCUCAACCCAGAACGGGAAAAUAAGAAGAAAAAGACAAACAAGCCUCCAGGGAUUAGGUUCAGAUGGAUACAAAGGGAUGUGAGAGGACAGAUUGUUCCUCAAACCAGGAAGGCAACUACAUCCACUUCUUUUGCUCCAAGGGCAAGUACAUCAAGAGCCAGACUAGUGCAACAUUUAGGGCCAGUCACUGAGGAAGAAUCAGAGACGAGUACCAGUGGAUUGGAAUCCACUCCAGUUUUAAACAUUGAUGAAGAAAUAUAUUGUUUCUUACCAUUGGAUGUACCAGAGGUGAUAUGUGGUUGCCUGACAAGCACCAUCCAUGUUGGCCCUGGGAAACAUAUCAUCCUCGUAGGAAUAAAUGGUUGCUACAAUGUCACAGUGCCUGUGCUUACCUGCACAACUUGUCUUAGCACCUGGACAGCAAACUUGGCAGAUCUGAUAAAGAAUGGGUACUGGCCUGCCACUGUCAACUGUGACACCAUAUACCAGGUAGAUCUGUUCAGCUCUUUUGAGGAGCUGAAAGUGUCAGCCCCAGGAAUGUCCCGUCUGGCGUUUAUGCGGAUUUUGGAGCAGCGAACUGACUACUUUGGCAGGAACGGAAUGAUAUGUGGGGACACUUUUCAAAAAAGCUUCUUUGAGUGGACGUACUGCCGCUCUGAAAUUGAUCAGGUCUGUGAUAUACAGUACUUUGACUGCCCAGCCUGUUCACCCAGCAUGCUUGCAGUGUCAGUGGACGGGAACAAGAAGCUGUAUCGAUUCAAAAAAGGGACUGAUGACAAAGGAUUCUUUGAUGGCUUAUUUAUCUGCAAGGAUGAGGAUGUGUCUGACUUUGUCAACUAUGUCCAUACAAAGACUAAACAUGGUUAUGGAAAAGGGGUAUGUGGAGCAUCCCAGUGGACAGCAGCUAAAGAGUCGUCAAGGAAAACAAACAACAAACUUGAUGAAGAGGGACUGGAAGUUGCCGUCUGCCGCCACGGAAUACUUCUAAGGAGCCUCAACAUGAUGCGUGGAGAGAUAUUUGCGUACCCACUGUUCUUGCAGAAGGAAUUGUCUGGCAGCAGGAACAUACAAUUCAUGUGUACGGAUGUGAUCUGCAAAUUUUGGCCAUACCUGACCAAAGUUGCCCUUCAUUGUCCAGAACUCGCCACUCUUCUAGACAUGAAGCCACAUGGAGCAACCCUGGAGAAGACCCUGGAGAAGACCCUGUCACUGAAACUCUGGAGCUUGGACCUGGGGAUGACAAGGUGGCCAACUGUGGUUGAGGGGAGAGAGCAUGAGGGCUGAUAGGAGAGAAGGUCAGAGAGGAUGGGGGUAGCAAGGUGGGGGGAGAUGUUUUUAGGUCAGGAGGAUCUUGUAAUUAAUGCGGUGGGAGACAGGGAGCCAGCGGAGUUCACAGAGGAUGCGGGUGAUAUGCUGCCAGGAUGAUUUAGUGGGUUAGAAGAUGGGCUGCCAGGAUGAUUUAGUGGGUUAGAAGAUGGGCUGCCAGGAUGAUUUAGUGGGUUAGAAAAUGGGCUGCCAGGAUGAUUUAGUGGGUUAGAAGAUGGGCUGCCAGGAUGAUUUAGUGGGUUAGAAGACGGGCUGCUGAGUUUUGAACCAUUUGGAGCUUAUGGAGGGAGUCUGUGUUCGUGCCGGGGAGUAGAGUUGCAAUAGUCUAUUCAGGACAAGAAGAAAGCAUGGAUGGGAGUUCCGGCCGGCAGGACAGGAGAGGGAGGGGCUGACUUUGGCGAAUUCGCCUAAGUGGAAUAAUUAGUUUUUUACAGUCUGAUGGAUGUGGUGGUUGAGGGAUAGGGUCUUAAAGUAGACAAACAUACAUAUUUCUGUCCAAAUACCUUUCACAAUUGCCUCAUACAACCGUUGGAUUGAUGCCAUUGAGGUCUGGUUCAUCAUACCACUGUGAGGACACAGUGCAGUUGACGACAAAAUGUUACCCUUCUUCCUCUUGCUGAGGAGUAGCAGGGGGUACACUCCUAACUUGUGGAACCUAUGUACCUGGGAUCAUUGAUGACAAAAUAACUUCCAGAAACACAACAAAUAUCAGUCAAAUAAUGACAUUUAGAUUUACAGUCAAAUGACAACAACAAAUAAGUGCAUAGGGCCUAUCAUUUCCCUAAGCAAGAAAUGCAUAAAUAUUUUUAGAGGAAAACAUAAUAAAGCUUACCAGCUUGUUUGCUGCAUUAAUCAAGGUUGCAAAUCUUCCAUAUUUAAUAGUCUUAGUUGCCCAUUCAUCAGUAGCCUUCAUUUUCUGGGCCUCUAACUUCACCUUCAGCUGUAUUAAUGCACCACAGAACUUGCACUUCUUUGAGGCUACUCCUAUUGGUGUUUUACAGCUAGGACACAGCUUACGGCUGGAGCCAGGAGCCAUUCUGAAUGAAAGGUGGAUAUGAAAGUGUCAGAAAGAAUAGCCCUAUACACAUCACUUUGACUGAUGGAAUGCACCAGGGAGGUCCACUCUGGCAAUGGGCUUGAAUUGACAAGGAUAACUACAGAUUGUGAGAAAAAAACUAUACUAACAAUAGCAAUUAAUAAAGAGAGUUUGGCCAACUAAGGAUCUGACGUUGAGUUCACAUUAAACAUCAAGCCCUGACCCUUCUCAAACCCACUAAAGAAGUGCUGUGUGUGUGUUUGAAGGUGACAUGGGUUUCAAUGACUCAAUCAUAUGGGUCAGAUCUGAUAAUGGACCACGCCUAGUAAUAAAACUAAGCCUGAGGCUUUAACAUGCCACACUGUAACGUAAUGUGUCAUACUAACUGUUGACUACUAUUGUAACCUAGAUGUAGGCUACCAGCCAUAGCCUCAGGUGCACAGUGCAAUGAGUGUCGUUAGUUGACAGAUUAAACAAUACUUGGGCCAGUGGGAUUUGGUUGCUUAUUUUAAGAUACAAUUUUUGAAUAAUCUCCUCCAGUUGGUUGGCAUUUUAAAACUACAACCUGGUUUGUUUUUGAAAACACAAGAAAUGGGAAGAAAGCUGAAUUAAAAGAGAAAAAGUUUCCACUUACUUAAAAUGCAGCCAGAUGGAUAGAUCAAGAGAUCUGUACAAAGAGGAUGUAUAGAAAGAAAGAGAGAGAUAGAGAGACUAAAGGUGUCAGCCGUAGGUGUGAGUUGUCUGAAUAGAAGGGUGGUAGGUGUGAAGGGUCUUUAUUUGGAGCUGCAAAGUAAACAGAAUAGAACAAGUUUAGAAUUUUAUUUCACAGCUGUAUAUGUAGGAUACUUAUUUUAAUAAAAAAAUGUAACUCAGCAUUAAAAUGUACUUAAUUAGUAAGUGGAUUAUAGCACAAAAAAUACAGGUGGUGUACAAAAAUGUAAAGAAUGUGAAUGAUGGAUAACAAGAUGACCAUUCACUGUAUAUGGGAGCAUUGCUGUCUGGUGGUCCCAAUUCAUCCAUUGUUUGGAAUUGUUUUCUCCACAAGAUCUAAAACUGUCUAAUUUAGAAAGACUUUGCAUAGACAAGUUGAACUAGCUCUAAUAGGCAGGGGUGUCAAACUCAUUCCACAGAGGGCCAAGUGUCUGCUGGUUUUUGGUUUUUCAUGUCAAUGAACACCUGGACAACCUAACCAGGUGAGGGGAGUUCCUUAGUCAUUUGUGACCUUCAUUUAUCAAUCAAGGGUGGAGCAAAAACCUACCGACACUCAGACCUCCCAUGGUAGGAGUUUGACACAUGUGGAUUAAAGUAAUUAACCACUCAAACUAGUUUAAUCAGGUGUGUAGAUGUUGCCCAGAACAAAACCCUGCGCCCACCAUUGAACUCCAUAGACUGUAGCCUAGCUCGCUAGCUAGCUAAAGACAGCUAGCUGAACUGUUGAGUAGGCCUAUAGCUAAGAUUUUGAUUGAAAACCUUGACAGAUCAGUGAAAAUGCAUAGUGGUUUGAAAAAUGUCGUUAAAAUCAAUCUCCAUAACAUUACAUACUAUCGAUUACAACCACAUGGUUUAUUUGCAUCCUUCACUUACCGGGAAAGAGAAUGAUCGCUUGGGAGGAUCGGGUACGUUCCAAGUUGUCUUCUUUGUUGAAGUCAUGGUGCGCAUUUGUGUUGUAGGUCAAAUUACACAGAUUCUGCACAGAAUAAGAAUAUACAUUCAAACUGCCUGGAAAAGCGUUUCUAAGAUUCAUUUAAUUUGAUAUUCUUAUAUAAACUGAACAACACAGAAAGUAACCUCCCCUGCAGCCGAUUGUGUUGACGAGCUGGAACGCGCUCCGCAUUACAUGGGGUUGAAGUUGCAUAUGUACAGUACUGAUCUUGGGUCAGUUUUCCGUUAUUUUCUCGUACGACACGGGGAGAGAAACCCGCAAGGGUUUUGAUCGGCCAACAUGUUUUCCGACUGCAAUGAGCGCAACACCAAAAAAUAUUAAGUGAAAUCAAGCAUAGAAAACAGUAUUUGCCAUUGAUAAUGUAUUUCAAUGUUCCCUGGCAAAGAUCCCAAAGAGUGCCAUUACUUUGAGUAAUCUCUGAACGGUUUCAAAAUGCCUACCUGUUGAAUAUCAUCUUGUCUGCAGCAAAUAAAUGUAUGGUUUAGUCUCCCACUCCACUCCAUGAAGAGUGGAGUGGGAGACUAAAUACAUUUCUAAAAUGUUAUGAAUAAAAUCGUGUAUGGUUGCCUACAUGAAAAAAAGGCGUUCUGAUUACAAGUGCACCAGUAUCCAAAGUCUUACGCGAAAUCAAGCACAGAAAACAGCAUUGGCAUUAAUAAAACAAUAUUUCCCACGAAUUAAGUCGCACGUAAAUGUGCGUCUUUUCUCAAAAAUUGUGUUCAGCAAGUCUAAAACAGUACAUAGAGGCAGAAAAAAGACACAUUUUAAAACAUGGUUAAACAAAGACAAAAUGUCUGUAUAUUCAUGACGUUGAAUUAGCCAUUAAGAAGAACAAAAAUGAAAUAUAAAUUAUCGCGUCUAUAUGGUUGUUGCAAAGGCUUGUGUCGCCUACUGGUUACAUUCGUGUCUUUUCGCACGAAUUAAGUAGCACAGAAAUUCGUGUAUUUUCAAACGAAUUGAACCACCCCAAAACACCCCAAAAAUGCACAAAAACGCACGAAAUCUGCUGAAAUAAAUUUUGUACAUAUAUGCGCGAAUUGAAUGUGAGACUGUGUUAGACCUACAGAGCUGUUGCAAAAAAGGAAAUGGAUUUUCAAAAUGUAGUUGUCUUUUUAAAACAUAAAUACAUUCAUCAAAAUAACACGACUGCUUGCAACAACAAAAAAGAUUAACGCGACUAUACUUGUCUCUUGUGUCCAAGCGGACAAAACAGGAAGUUAGUUUUGUAUUUUAAAAAUCCCAGUAGAUCUAUACAUUUUCUUUGCAGUCACUAAAAUCAUGAUGAUCAAAAUUGGAAGUGCAACUAUCCAAAGGUACAGAAUUAUGGGAAAUGACUCAUUUUAAGCAUAUUUCACCAACCAAUAUUACAAAUCAAAUUUGAUACCUGAUUUCAAAACGAUAUUUCAAAAAUAAGCAGAUUGUGUGCCUGAUUCAUUCAUCAGUACCAUCCCAAUCCAAUUCCAUGUAUUCAAUACAUGGCUGGUUUGCUCUUUGUUUUGUCGACUUUCCAUUGGCGUACAGAAACACAAUCCACAACAGAGCUAAGGAAAGGUGGAGGAACACAAGUUCAAGUGCUUAAUUUGAGCCGAAUCCUGUCGGGACAAGAUCCGGCACCUCUACGUUUUGGACUGUUUCGUUCCGGACCCUAUUUGGCCGGAUCUGGUACCUCUCGUGGCAUGAAAAAUAAGUGUCACUUUUUACAAUGUAAAGUUCUAAUAAACACGAACAAAGUUCA